AUGGGUACUGCAGGACGACGUUUAUGCUCCAUUGUAGCGCUAUUGACAGCUACGAUCAUCAGCAGCGCUCAAUGUUCGAUGCUCGUAGAUCCUAUGCAGCACGAACUUCAGGUUGGAAAUGAAACCACCUUCGUAUCAAAAGUCAAGGUAGCACGGCAGACCACAUCCACAGCUGCAUUCUUCUAUACACCAAAUGACAGUAAGAUCAAACAUAUUAUAGACAAAGAGAUUGAUGUCGUCAGUAGAGAACUCAAGGGAAUAUUCUCCAUAGUCGCUAUAGAUUGCAGCGUCAAGUCAUUACGCAGUAUAUGUGAAACAGAACUUGGAGCGGGCUACACUACACCUGUUCUAAGAGUCUACCCUAAACUACCAAUACCGGCAUACAACUACUCUGGAGAGUUAACUAGCGCAUUAGUUAAACGGGAACUUGUAAAACAUGUAGCAUCAUUGGUGGAGAUCAUCAAACCUGGUAAAUUGCCAGAAUUCAUGGGAAAGUUCGAGACUAUGCCAAAGGCGUUACUAUUCAGUGAUAAAACCGGGCCAAACUAUAUUUAUAAGGCUCUGAGUCUAGCCAUGGACAAGAAGUUACUAUUGGGAUUUGUAAAUGUUCAAGAAAAUCCAGAACUUAAAGCAAGGUACAGGGUAAAGUCACUACCUCACCUUAUAGUUGUGAAACCAGAUACCAAGGUCGACCGCUUUGAGGGUAACUUCGACUACCCAAGCAUGUUCGAUUGGCUAAAUGUAUAUGCUGAGACUUUCCUACUAGGUAGUGGAUAUGAGGAGGGUAACGCUAAGGCAGGAAAAUCAAAACCAUGGUUACAUGAUCCCCUACCACAACUCACACUAGAGUCACAUAUGGACAUCUGCUUUAACAAGGCACAUGGGUUCUGCGUGAUCUACUUGACCGAAGGCACGCCAACGGACGCGGACAGACAGAUGCUAAUUGAACUAGGAACCCGCUACAAGGGUGAAUUUGCCGGAAAGUGGAUGUGGAUGGAUCUAACAUCGGAGACAGGUUUUGCUGAGCUUUUUGGCGGACCUGAACACUUACCUUCGGUUGUAAUAUUCAACCCGAAGAAAAAGCUAAGGUAUAUGCUAUUCGAGGGAGAAGGAGCUGUGACAAGACGUGAUAUCGAAAAUAUGCUGGAAAAGAUUCUAGGAGGUGAUGCGCGAUUCAAACUUGUUAGAGGCGAUAAAUUGCCGCCAUUUGCCCCGAUCAAUGCUGCUAAACAUGAUGAACUGUGA
Babesia sp. Xinjiang is the source of this 1245-nucleotide messenger RNA. RefSeq lists its product as uncharacterized. Bases 1 to 1245 code for a protein of 414 amino acids. The transcript has a single exon. The record is from RefSeq and is a predicted model, not a curated record. Lineage: Eukaryota; Apicomplexa; Aconoidasida; Piroplasmida; Babesiidae.